Messenger RNA from Prionailurus viverrinus (fishing cat), 2968 nucleotides. RefSeq names its product zinc finger protein 683 (gene ZNF683). Gene Ontology annotation, cellular component: cytoplasm; nucleus. Gene Ontology annotation, biological process: cell fate commitment; regulation of transcription by RNA polymerase II. The record is from RefSeq and is a predicted model, not a curated record. The transcript is spliced from 8 exons. Lineage: Eukaryota; Metazoa; Chordata; Mammalia; Carnivora; Felidae. The coding region runs from base 920 to 2518 and encodes 532 amino acids. Gene Ontology annotation, molecular function: DNA-binding transcription factor activity; histone deacetylase binding; RNA polymerase II cis-regulatory region sequence-specific DNA binding.
UCCACCAACCGGGCAGAAUUUGAGUCUCUAGAAAUGUGUGCCUUUUCUUGCUCUCAGAAAUAAUGAAACUGCUUGGCCUAAAAAACUGCUUCCUAACCAAUGGAGCUUCUCUUUUGAUAUCUAGCCAUUCCUUAUAUGCAUUUUGCUAUGCCACUGAAUCACCUCUUACCCCUGUUGGGGCCUCGGCUCAGUAUCGGGAUGAGAGAAAGGAUUUCUCAGGAUAGGCAGAUCAGAGAUGGGACGAGAAAGAAGAAGGUGUAUUUGCUGCCUCCGAGGCCUCUGCUCCGUGAGAUCAGAUUCCUUCUCUUCUCUGCUCCACUCCAUAUCCUUCCGUGUUGCCUGCUCUGGUCUGUCUAUAACUGUUCCUGUCCCUGCACCACCAUCACUGUCCUCCCUGUCAUCAUCACUGCCCGGUUCCAUCUUGGCCAGGCCCCUGUCUCCAGAAGGACCCCAGCUUCAGCCGUUGAGCCUUGCCGUGUCCCUCUUGGCCUCACAUAGCCCCACCCCACUCGCCCCAGCUCCACACACUGAUAUUCCAGAACCCCAGUUUGUAGUGGUCCCAAAUCAGCACAUUGUCCCGUAGAGUUGUCACAGGUAGGUAAAGGCUGGUGGGUGGGUCCCUCUCAUCAGGUCUCACAGCCCCCCCGCCCCCGCCUGCCCCCUUCUUCCUACUUGUGGCAACUUCAAAUGAAGCACCUUCCUGUCACACUCACUGGGGCCUCAACCACAGGCAGCAGCUGCCCGCCUGCCCACCUCCCUGCAUCCCUCAGAGGGAACUUCUGCAGAACCAGGUGAAGAGGCUCACACAGGCAGGGAUGAGCAUAAGGCCAGCUCAGCUCCUCACCUCUGAUUGUCUCCAUUCGAUCUUCUUCCUGCACCUACGAAGAAAGCAUCAUUGGCUUCUAAAUGUAGUAGGGGUAUGAAGGGGGAGUCUGCUCCAGAAACGGGUUGUUGCCACAAGACUCAGCCUCUGGGGAGUACAGGGAGCUCCCCGUCCUCCAGCCCGGACUUCCAGCUCUGCCAAGGCAACCAGGUCUCCUCAGCUCGCAGGCCACUUCCUGACACUGUGGAUGCCCAUGGCUCAUCUUGUGCCAGCUGGCUGUGCCCCUUGCCGCUGGCGCCAGCCAAGUCUGCCUUGCUGACCUGUCCCCAGGGCCUGGACCUAUACCUGUGUGCCCUGCAGCCGGCAUCGCUGGGCAUGGCCCCACGAGGUCUCAGAAGCGACACCUUGAGCACAACGCUCCAGCCACCAGGGCUGCAUGCAGGCUCCACUGAUGGCGAGAAACUCACGGCCAAGCACUCUGCGAGCAGGGACCAGAGGGGAAGCCAAUGGGAAAGAGCUGGAGAGGGGGCCCGCUGCCCAUCCUUCUGUCCCCACAGCAGCUCUUGCCCACCCCCCUGGCAGAACAGAAGGAGCCCCAUCCCCUUAGCUUUCUGCUCCUGUCUGUCCUGCCUGCUGCCCACUCCCAUCUCCAAAGAGCUCCCAUUCUGCCUUCAUCCCUUCUGUCCUGCAUAUCCACUUCUGCCUCCUCCUUACCUGCUUACCUAUGGGGCCCUACCUUCUGUCCGAUGCCCCCGCCUCUUCAUGCGGCCCCCAGAUCCCUCCCACCCCAUCAUGGCUAUGCCCAGCUUGCUGAUGAGUGUCAAUGAGCCUGGGCCCCCCACGGCCCAGAGGGAGACCCUGUAUCCUUACCCAGGGGCCUCCCAAGCCUCUGGCCAGAUCCAGCCUUUCCAGGCCUGGAAUCCGGGCCCUGGAACUGCCAGGACCUACUCCUCAGGGCAAAAGAGUGCUGGCAGGGCGGCUCCAGCGAGGCGGACCCCACUGGGCUCCCGGACAGGCACCGCAGCGCUGCCUUACCCACUGAAGAAAGAGAAUGGCAAAAUCCUAUACGAGUGCAAUGUGUGCGGCAAGAACUUCGGGCAGCUCUCCAACCUCAAGGUCCAUCUGCGUGUGCACAGCGGGGAGCGCCCAUUCCAGUGUGCCCUGUGCCAGAAGCGCUUCACUCAGCUCGCCCACCUGCAGAAGCACCAGUUGGUGCAUACCGGGGAGCGGCCCCACGAGUGCCUGAUGUGCCACAAGCGCUUCAGCAGCUCCAGCAACCUCAAGACCCACCUGCGGAUGCACUCAGGGGCCCGGCCCUUCGGGUGCAGUGCCUGCCCAAGUCGCUUCACCCGGCAUGUUCACCUGAAGCUGCACCAGCGGCUGCACGCCCGCCGGCCCUGCGGCCUAGCUCACACCCACCUGCCCCUGGCGUCUCUUGCCUGCUUUGCCCGAUGGCACCAGGAAGCCCUAGGUCUUGUGGGGGUGUCAUCAGAGAGGCAGCUGGGCUGGGAUUCAGAAAAGGUCAAGAGGUCCUCGGCAUCUGGGGCAAAUGUUCCAGCACCUGCGCAGAUGCAUGUCUGCUGCUUCCCACCACCUUCUUGUCUCACAGUUCGUAAGAAGCCACUGUGCCUCCUUAGCUGGUAUUCCCUGCCACGGUCAGGGGGCGGGGUGAGCUCCUCCCUCUGCACCUGCUAGGAGCUGAGCCCCCUGUGGGGUGGAGGGACAAGAACACAAGGAUGUCGAUGUCUACUCAUGACCCGGAAGCAAGAUAUCCCCCUGUGUGCCAGGACCAGCCACCAAAGAGGGCAAAGGGCUAAGGAGGUGCGAGCUCAGGGAAGAGGUAGAGGCUCUACAAGGAGUAUAAGGAGGGAAGAACUGGCAAAGAGAGCCUGAGGAGCUAGGACCCUCCUGAUGACCUUUCUCUCUGCGGUCCCAGAGGAUGCCCUCAGAUGUGCAAGCUCUUCUGCUCCCCGACUUGGGAGUUCGCAACAGGUGGGGAAAGGGCACUGCCUGAGAAGCAAGAUUAUUAAUCACAAUAAACAGUAGCUAUUAUUGGGGUGCCUGGGUGACUCAGUGGCUAAGAAUCCACCGACUCUUGAUUUGGACUCAGGUCAUGAUCUCAUGAUUUGUGAGAUCCAGUACAGA